Messenger RNA from Peronospora matthiolae, 153 nucleotides. NCBI's taxonomy places the organism in Eukaryota, Oomycota, Peronosporomycetes, Peronosporales, Peronosporaceae. The record is from the annotation of a GenBank genome assembly.
AUGAUGAUAGUGACCACGACGCGGCAAGAUGACCGGAACGCGGCAGCUACGACGUGGGCAGACGACGGCAGUUUGGACCUGUACCGACGUCGGCUGCAUGAAUUGCGGUGCGAAGUGCAAGAAUCGGUGACUCAAGGCAGAAAAACGUUUUAG